This is a messenger RNA of Phytophthora nicotianae INRA-310, 2082 nucleotides long. RefSeq lists its product as hypothetical. Gene Ontology annotation, molecular function: zinc ion binding; cysteine-type peptidase activity. The transcript has 3 exons. Gene Ontology annotation, biological process: proteolysis. NCBI's taxonomy places the organism in Eukaryota, Oomycota, Peronosporomycetes, Peronosporales, Peronosporaceae. The coding region runs from base 1 to 2082 and encodes 693 amino acids. The record is from RefSeq and is a predicted model, not a curated record.
AUGAGUAUGGCUCAAUGCGUUAAGGCUCUUCUUGCUUACGACCGCCGUAAAGAGAAUGAGUACAAGUAUCGGGUUACGAGGAUUGGUCAUUUCGUGAAUUCACACUAUGACGAAGAGAUGAGUACUGUUUUGCGCUUCACGAGUCACUACGUGGCUGGUCAGAUCGAGGCUCAGUACGCAAAAGGUGUUGAGAUGGCUUCCAAAUACAGAUUCGACCCCAACAAGGACGACGCAGCGGUGGUUUACGUACGCGGAAUGUUUUCAGAGCACAAGUUAAGGGUUGACAAUUGUAGAUGCGACUGCGAGUUGUCCUUGUCCAUGAGUCUUCCUUGCCGUCAUUCGAUCGCGUAUCGAAAACACAACCGAGUCUCUGGGCCACUGAUACCCUGGAAUCGCAUCGACGAAAGAUGGACAUCUCCCUCUCAAGAACUGAAGAAGGUAAAGCAGUUCACGUACGAGAAAUUUGUGGAUGGGGAGUUUGGAUCUAUUCAAAAGAAGUUGAGAACGCAGUCCGAGCGGUACCGGGAAGCUGUAAGAGCCACACAUCUCAUUGCAAACGAGAUGGCUGACAUAGAAGACGAAGCAGAAUUCGAAGAGAUGCUGAAGUUUGUCUUGGCUCAAUGGCGCAAUGUGCGCCUGAAGAAAAUGGCUACAAUUUCCGGAGAUGCGUCUGCAGAUUUGUCUGCAGAAUCACCGAAACAUGGCGAGGAGCGUUACACACGUGAUCGUGAACAGGAGGCAUUAGUAAAGAAUGAGUUCAACAUAAGCAGCAGCGAUGAGGAUGAAGAAGAUAGAUCGCAAACCUCUGUUGGAGACGAUGGCACGGAUGAAGACGCGUCUAAAACGGGUAAGCGCGUGGAACUACGGCUUAAUCCCAAAGCGCGGAAGGUUGGACGACCGCAGAAGCAGAAGAAGAAGACUGCUGCAGGGGAGAAGAAGGACCGCAGGUGGUACGAAACAAGGGAGGCCGCUCGAGCACAGGCUGGAGAAGUUUCACUACUUGCGCUUGUUGAUUCUCUCGAUAGAGAGCAGCCUGGGCUCAAGGAGACGCAAGGACGCCUGUCAGGUGUCAUUGUGAAACAUGGUGAAGCUGAAAAAAAGAAGCCAAAGCUGAAAAUUAUGAAGAACCCAGUGUUAACUAUGGAUCCCAUCUAUCUGCUUCCUACCAAGCUUCUGGACGCCUGCGUGAAGUUGCUGCCCACGGAGGACACUGUUAUCGCGGUGGACGACUCACAACCAAGCCAAACCUCACGCACAGACAUUGCAGAAGGCUAUGUAGAGACCCUGGUGAUCAAGGACGUCGGCAGCUACAGCAGAAAACAGAUUGAGACGUUCAAGAGAGUGCAGAUAUUGAAGGAUUUCGUCGAGCUCGGCCUGAAAACGAACGAGUGGCUUCUAGAUGUGGCUCUUCCUACACUCCCAUCCCCAUACGAUGUGAAGGCUCGACAAGUGGCGGAUGAUGUAAUGGAGGCUUACCCUUACAAGCACAUCCAGGGACUCCCGGAUGGCCCGGACUUCGCAUACACUGCAGCAUUUACGAAGAGCAAGCGAACGCGGAAUCCAAACGAGCGAUGCCUUGACGAGGCGGUACGCGAUCGGGUCCUGCAGCAAGUGAAGGAAGAUGGAUUCAAGACGAUAAUGCUGCCCUUGAACUUUCCAAACUUUCACUGGUGCUGUCUCGUUGUGAAAGUGGAGACCAAGCGCAUUUUCUUCUACGAUCCUGUCAACCAAGCGCCGUUCAAGAAUGCAGCAAAGGAAGUGGCUACAAGCUUGAAGCUCAGCGGCCUGAGCGACUACAACGUUAUCCCGAUGAACAAUCCGCUCCAGUUCGACGGACACAGCUGUGGCGUGUUUGUCUGUUGGAUGUUCAUAGGGCAGGUAAUUCCAGGGCGUCACCUGAAAGUGAACAUCGAGACGCUCACAAAACGUCGGUUCGAGCUGUUCUAUUAUUUGCUCACAGGGCAACUUCUUCCUCUCCAAACACCGCAAGAUGACGAAGACGAGGAGAAGAUGCCAGCCCCCAGCGCUGAACACGAGCGCAGCGACGACGAGGACAUUCCUCCAACUCAAGGUCAGCAGUAG